Molecule: messenger RNA, 1617 nt
Organism: Hermetia illucens (black soldier fly)
Lineage: Eukaryota; Metazoa; Arthropoda; Insecta; Diptera; Stratiomyidae
Product: probable medium-chain specific acyl-CoA dehydrogenase, mitochondrial
Exons: 4
Coding region: 148-1404 (418 amino acids)
Biological process (GO): medium-chain fatty acid catabolic process; fatty acid beta-oxidation
Cellular component (GO): mitochondrion
Molecular function (GO): flavin adenine dinucleotide binding; medium-chain fatty acyl-CoA dehydrogenase activity
Source: RefSeq, a predicted model, not a curated record
CAAUAGAGCCACAGAGCUGUCAGCUAGCAGUGGGCCUGUCGCUCUUCUUGAAUUAGCUCGUUUUUAAUAUAAUUUCCGGAAUUUUAUUUCUAAGUUGAAAGUUUUUUUUAUUAAUUUUAGAAAUUUAAGACAACAGUUAUAAACGCAAUGGCUCUAAUAAAUCAGGUAUUACGUGGUGCCUUCCGUCGAAAUUCCUUAAGAUGCUUUUCAUCAGCAGCUGCCUCAGCACCAGGAUCGCCAUGCUUCAGUUUGUCAGAUGAACAACGUGAAAUGCAAGAUGUGGCUAGAAAGUUUGCACGCGAAGAAAUUCUACCCAGAGCUGCUCACCACGAUAAAACCGGCGAAUAUCCUUGGGAAAUUAUCAAGAAAGCAUGGGAAGUCGGUCUAUUGAACAAUCACAUUCCCGCCGAAAUCGGUGGUGUGGAAUUGGACGUUUUGACAUCGUGUAUUGUUGCUGAAGAAUUGGCAUAUGGAUGUACAGGAAUCAUGACUGCUAUCGAAGCUAGUGGGUUAGGGCAAACCCCAGUUAUUCUUUCUGGCAAUGAAGCACAAAAGAAAAAGUAUUUGGGACGUCUAUUAGAAGAACCUCUAGUUGCGGCCUAUUGUGUGACUGAACCAGGAGCUGGAUCAGAUGUGAACGGUAUUAGGACACGAGCUGAAAAGAAGGGCGAUGAAUAUAUUAUCAACGGCCAAAAAAUGUGGAUCACCAAUGGAGGCGUUGCUAACUGGUAUUUCCUUCUGGCCCGUACAAAUCCAGAUCCAAAAGCACCUGCAAGCAAAGCCUUCACAGGAUUUAUUGUUGAACGGGAAACACCUGGAGUAACUCCCGGUCGUAAAGAACUGAAUAUGGGUCAAAGGGCAUCAGAUACAAGAGGAAUCACAUUCGAGGAUGUUCGUGUGCCAAAAGAAAAUGUAUUGAUUGCUGAAGGAGCAGGUUUCAAAAUUGCUAUGGGAACAUUCGACAAGACUCGACCACCUGUAGCAGCUGGUGCUGUUGGUUUGGCACAGAGGUGCUUAGAUGAGGCAACAAAAUAUUCUCUUGAAAGGAAAGCCUUUGGAGUUCCAAUUGCUUAUCAUCAGGCUGUUGCUUUUAUGUUGGCUGAUAUGGCGAUUGGUGUAGAGACAUCACGGUUGGCGUACUACAGAGCUGCAUGGGAAGUCGAUCAAGGACGACGCAACUCCUUAUACGCCUCAAUUGCAAAAUGCUAUGCAGCUGAUAUUGCUAACAAAAUUGCUUCAGAUGCUGUCCAAAUUUUCGGUGGAAAUGGAUUCAACUCUGAAUAUCCAGUUGAGAAAUUAAUGCGUGACGCUAAGAUUUACCAAAUCUACGAAGGAACAUCGCAAAUUCAACGCAUGAUCAUUUCAAGACAACUCCUUGACAUGGCAAAACAAGGAGGCAACUAGACAAAUUUCGAUUUGAUUUUAAUUUUGAACAAUGUAUUUGAUACGUACCAUUACCCUUGUCUUCAACUUGCGCCUAUUUUAAUCCAUAUCGCCUCAAGUAACAAUCAGGAUUUUAUAAAAUGCAAAUAAUUUAUUGAUGUUAAUACGACAGGCUCAAUUUGUAAAGACAGAUUUUUAUUUACUUUAAUUAUCAAUUUUUUUUAGUUGAAAGGA